GCUCUUCGUGUGUUUUCUUUUAAUGCAAAUUAAGACUCGGGAAAAUCCAGGAUCCCUGGAAAGAUGGCGCAAGCAGAGUGCCCCCUGGGAUACGGCUCCAGUCUCAACCUAUGUGCCAGGUACUCAAAAUGAAGACCAUGCUUGAAGAGGAUCAUCAUCCACUGUGCUGAACAAGUAACUAUAACUGUGUUUCUGUUGACCGUAGUGUCAUGCAGCAGACUUUAUGAUGGAUACCACCCAAACAAGCUACACAGGUCAGAUUUUUUUCAAGGACUUAACUUGUCAUGGACGAGCUCCAAAUAGAGGGACAUUAAACCAGGACAUGAGGAAGUCAUACCAAUUGCGCGGACACCUCUCACCAAAUAUGAGUGAGAAGACGUGUACCGUUGUUCUCACUCGGCUGGAAGAUGUAACAGGGUCCCGCAUUAUUGAAGGUCAGGGCAGGUCAUCGUCUAAUAUCUCUUGUUGGGUAGAUGAAUUUGGAACUCUGAAAGUUCAUACCGGGCUUCCCUCAGAACCUAGAAGAACGAGUUCAAAAGGACAACUUUUCCCAGGGGCUUCUACUGGAGACAACCCUAUAAAGGAAUUGCCAGAACCCCGGAAGCGAAGGCUAGCUUCUCUCAACGCUGAAGCAGUCAACAACUUACUCUUUGAGAGGGAUGAUGGUUAUUCGUCUAGAAAACUUAAUAAAGAUUUAAGCAGAGCUGCUGAAAACCGCAAAUCAAUUGUGGACUGGACUUCCUUAAAAAAGCUGGAUAACCACUCGGCCAGCAAAAAAAGCAAGCCGAGAUGUAUAGCCCAACAUAGGUCAACUUCAGAUCACGUGUUUGAUGACCUCAUCAAGAGAGAAGCUAGUGAAGUGUCUUAUCCUCCUGCUCCAAAGAGGUUGGCAAGUUUAAAUGCCGUGGCGUUUCUGAAGAUCACCAACGAAAAAGUUCAUGCUUUGAAACAGAGGAGCAAGUCAAAUGGUGACAGUGGACGUUCUGUCACCUCUUUCUCAAAAUCCAAACUGAAGGUAACAAAAUCUCACAAAAAGCACUGUAUAAAAACUAAAAAAGACUUCCUUCAUCAGAAAACCAAGGACUAUCAUGGUUGGCAUGAAGGGGCUGACGUUGGAUUUCUACAGCCAGACCGUCAAGAGCCAGCAAAGUCUUUGGGUAAAGUGGAGGGUGUUCAUGUGGAGCAGUCUUCCAAGAGACACAACGGCUCACAACCUUUGUACCACAGACUGCCUUUGUUAAUGGGAGGGCAGGCUUCUAUGAAGCCAGAGUAUGGAAGACCAGGUGAAAAGUCUCCCACUCCCAAGCAAGACUUCCAACAGCCUUCAUUUCCAGUACAACAGCUUCAUCAUCUGCCAGUUCCAGGAAGCCACACGGAAUGUAUCUGUGUCUGUGACUCCUCCAACCUAGCGAAUCUGGAUGGAAGCUAUAUUCCUUAUGGCCAAAGUGGAUUACCAUGUAAUGGAUAUUCGGAUUACUCCAUGUAUCCAAAAGAUGAAGUGUUUUCACAGCCAGUGCACUGUGAGGAACUCUUGGUGUCUCAGAACUCUUUACAUCCUAGUGCAGUGUGUGAGCAUCUUCCUUGGUGCAGUUCUCGCUAUGCCUAUGGAGAAGACACUGGCACAAACACAGAUAGUCUUUGUGGAUUGAUACGGCUGCCACUUGGCAGGGUUAGCAGCGCUCACAUUGGACCUAGUACCUAUCCAUAUAAGAAGCCUUUAACAACAGAUGGAUACAAAUCACUCGACCAGCUGAGUUUAACAAUUCCCACAGCAGGUCACCCCGUGUCUCCUGCUCACCCACUCUCAGGAUGCCCAGUUCCAAGUGUCCCACCUGCUGCUGAGCCUGUCCCCUACCUACAGACACCCAACUCAGAACCUCAGACAAUGGCCAUGCUGAAAACUGCACGGGAAUGCCCACAGAGCUCAAAACCCCCAAGUGGCUCUAAGUCGGGAGUUCGGAACGCGCCAGAGUGUGUCCACGCAGCAGACAGCAAGACAAGCAAAGGUCACAGUCAUCCUAAGCAACAAAGAAUCAGUAGAAGAAGAGCGACCAAUGGCUGGAUGCCUUUGGGAACAGCAUGUGAGAAGGCAGUUUAUGUUGUGAACGAACCUGAACCUGCUCUCCGAAGGAGUUACCAAGCCGUGGAGAGGAAUGGAGAAAUCAUCCGAGUCCGCGAUACUGUCCUUCUUAAAUCUGGUCCCAGGAAAAAAUCCAUGCCAUAUGUGGCCAAAAUAUCGGCUCUCUGGGAGGAGCCCAAAACUGGUGAGCUGAUGAUGAGUCUCUUCUGGUACUACCGGCCAGAGCACACUCAGGGAGGACGAAAUCCCAGUAUGCACCAGAAUGAGAUCUUUGCAUCCCGUCAUCAAGAUGAGAACAGUAUUGCGUGUAUCGAGGAAAAGUGCUAUGUCCUGACAUUUGCAGAGUACUGCAGAUUUUGUGCCUUGGUAAAGCGUCAGAAGGAGGGCUGUCCAAAUAGGAAAGCUUUGAUCAUCCCUCCCUCCGAAGAGUAUUGCACCCCUAUACAUCGCAGGGUUCCAGACAGCACCGACCCAGAACUAGUAUUCUUAUGCCGGCACGUGUACGACUUCAGACACGGGCGCAUCCUAAAGAACCCUCAGUAGUAAGCGCUUCUGAAGGAGACAUCCACAUGACAAGUCGGUGUCAGAACUCAAGGCCUUUGCAGCCUAAGACUGCUUCAGACAUCUUCCUAGCUGCAUCCCCAAGAAGAGAGGAGAGUUGGGAGCUUCUUGUAGUAGCCCUUUGUUGGCUCUGGAUUCAGGAACAGACACUGGUCACAGUACUCAGCAGUUGAAAGCACAGCACUUCGUUAGAGAUGAGCAGUAAUUAAAAAGAGAAAAAAAAAAAGAAAAUGAGAAAAAAAAAUAUAUCGAAAAAUAUAUAUAAAUAUAAUAAAGUAUAUAUAUAUUAUAUAUAUAUAUUGGGGAAGCAUAAGCCAGUACAUCAGGUCCGGAACCAUGGUUGUAAGGUUGUGUAGGGAUGUGUUAGUGCAUGAUUGGACCAUGCUUGGUUCGAAUGCCUUAAUAUGUCACACAGGUCCCUCUCAUACCCUCACUAGUACUUCUGGAAGUUCAGACAGAUUUUUGUUUUUCCCCCCUUUUUUUUUUUUUUUUUUGCAUUGUUGAGAAAGACGUGUUCCUUGUUCUCUUUCAUUAACUUAUUGUGUAGCCCAGCAAUGAAAUGGUCAGGUGGCCCCAUCAUUUCUGGUUUUCAGCAGUUAUUGCAUACAUCUGCUCUUCUCAUCAGUUCAAUUAGAGUUAUCAUUUUCCAGUUAAAUUCUUUUUGAGCGUUGGCUAGGAGAAAGAGAUGACGUGGAAAUAAACGUUCAAGACAAAGACUAACUCCUCGCUCUAUCGAGGUGGGAAUAUUUUUGAGUAGUGUCCUCAGAGUAACUUAAAGAGCAUCUGUCAGCGGUCUUGUUAUCUCCACAGGGUCCAAUCUUGCGAUGGGACUACAUCACUGAUCAGAAGUAUAGGCUGGAGCUUGUACACGUGUGCAGAAACAGCGCUGAUCAGUCACGUUGACCUCUGGUCAGCAGUGAAUGCGAGGACAAUGGUAUUUAAAGCAGAUCUGGCAUCACAUUAUGCUGCCCCAAGGGCCAUUCCUAUCUUAGAAUAUUAUUGCAUGUCACUAGGAUAUGCCGUAACAUUUUUUUGACCUUAGACCUUGAACCUUCAUCAAUAACUAAAGGUACUGAGAUGCCUUCAGCAGUUUUCUGCACAGGAGCCAUCCACUGUGAAGAGAACUGCAACAUGAGCUUUUAUUCAAGUGAAUGGGACAGCGGGUGGGCAGAAGUGUUAAGGCGACGUAGCAAGCAAUUGUCCUCCCUGACAAUCGCCUGCUCGUCAGUGAUCCCCUCCACAGUAUGCCAUCGCUCAUCCCCAUACAGAAUCAUUGUUUGCCAGCAGCAGAGUUAGGUGUCCGCACCAACCAUCCCAUUACCCGAUAAACAAGCGUUUUGGUAAUCCAUAUUAACGAUAGUUAGCCAUAAUCUGUCCGCACAAAAAGGAGCCUUUACUGCGCAGUGAAGGAGCGCGUAACACGGUGGACCUUUCACUUUGAGGACCGAUGGGGGUGAAGUGGUCAGACUAUUACCAAUAGUCAGAAACUGGU
Bufo bufo (common toad) is the source of this 4133-nucleotide messenger RNA. RefSeq names its product bromo adjacent homology domain containing 1 (gene BAHD1). The record is from RefSeq and is a predicted model, not a curated record. NCBI's taxonomy places the organism in Eukaryota, Metazoa, Chordata, Amphibia, Anura, Bufonidae. Gene Ontology annotation, molecular function: chromatin binding. The transcript has 7 exons. Bases 224 to 2623 code for a protein of 799 amino acids.